Molecule: messenger RNA, 2199 nt
Organism: Entelurus aequoreus (snake pipefish)
Lineage: Eukaryota; Metazoa; Chordata; Actinopteri; Syngnathiformes; Syngnathidae
Gene: apip
Product: APAF1 interacting protein
Exons: 9
Coding region: 92-829 (245 amino acids)
Cellular component (GO): cytoplasm
Molecular function (GO): metal ion binding; methylthioribulose 1-phosphate dehydratase activity
Source: RefSeq, a predicted model, not a curated record
GAAACACAAAUGAAGAAGAAGAAGCUACUGAGCGCAUGCGCGUUCUUUUUAAUUUUUUUUUUUUUACAGCUAGUGCGACUAUAAACAGGAAAUGUCAUCAUUGUGUGGCACCAACAAUGAUGACCACGUUGAAGGUCGAGGCUCGGCAAAAGAAGAGGACAAGGAGCAUCCCCGUGUACUCAUUCCCGAACUCUGUCGGCUCUUCUACCAGCUGGGAUGGGUGACAGGGACAGGAGGAGGGAUCAGCUUGAGAAGAGGAGAGCACAUCUACAUUGCGCCUUCGGGGGUUCAGAAAGAGAGAAUACAGCCAGAAGACAUGUUUGUCUGUGAUGUGGAGGAGCGAGACAUCAGCUGUCCACCUGUCUGGAAACAACUCAAGAAGAGCCAAUGCACUCCACUCUUUAUGAACGCAUAUACGAUGAGAAGGGCACAGGCAGUUAUCCACACCCACUCCAAAGCUGCUGUCAUGGCAACACUGCUGUACACUGGCAAGGAGUUCAGAAUAACACACCAGGAGAUGAUAAAGGGGAUCCGUAAGGGCACCACAGGCACCAACUAUCGCUAUGAUGACACCCUGGUGGUGCCUAUUAUUGAGAAUACCCCGGAAGAGAAGGACUUGAAAGGACGAAUGGUUCAGGCUAUGGACGAAUACCCUGAUUCAUGCGCCGUCCUCGUUCGGAGACAUGGUGUCUAUGUGUGGGGCGAGUCUUGGGAAAAAGCCAAAACCAUGUGUGAAUGCUACGACUACCUGUUUGAUAUCGCUGUCCAGAUGAAGCAGUGUGGACUGGACCCUUCAGCGCUUCCAGUAGAAGAGAAAGGAAUAGUUUGACAUUUACUGGCACCAUUUUAAAGAGACAUUUGUUCAAAAAAGUUUUCCAUUCCAUCGCCACCAUUGAUGAGGCUACGCUACUGCGAACACGGCGAGAAAUUGGGUACCGUCUUGGUGUGCUUCGUGCAACUAGUGGUGCCCGUAUAGACGUGUAUUUAAUGAGGUUAAAAACAAACAAAAAAACUUUGACAACCACUGAUUACAUUCGAACAAAUCUAGUCAACUGCCUUUGUAAUGUAUUUUUAAAAUGGUUAAAGAGACUUUAUGGACACCCUGUACGUCCAGGUUCAAUAUAAAUAUAAACCUCCCCCAAUACUUGGUUAAAUAUCUCUUAGCAAGUCUGUAGGGCAGUGGUUCUUAACCUGGGUUCGAUCGAACCCUAGGGGUUCGGUGAGUCGACUCGUCGUGUAAAUAAAAACUUCUCCCUAUCGGCGUAUUACGAAUACGGCAACAGCAGAAGUCACACUGAUUUGCAGGUGUGUAAUUUGUUGUGAGUUUAUGCACUGUGUUGGUUUUGUUCUUUGAACAAGGUGAUGUUCAUGCACGGUUCAUUUUGUGCACCAGUAAAAAAAACAUGGUAACAUUUUAGUAUGGGGAACAUAUUCACCAUUAAUUAGUUGCUUAUUAACAUGCAAAUUAGUAACAUAUUGGCUCUUAACUAGUCAGUAUUAAGUACUUAUUAAUGCCAUGGCAUUAUUAUAACCCUAACCCUCUAACCCUGACGCUAACCCUAACCAAAUAACUGUAAAUUAAGUCUUUGUUACUUAGAAUAUGUUCCCCUAGUGUCCAAAUAACUCUAAAUUAAGUCUCUGUUACUUAAAAUAUGUUCCCCAUACUAAAGCGUUACCAAAAACAUAUAACUUUGUCUUGAAUUUGAAAAAAAACCUAAACAUUUCAUUUUUCACUAAAGAAGGGUUCGGUGAAUGCGCAUAUGAAACUGAUGGGGUUCGGUACCUCAAACAAGGUUAAGAACCACUGCUGUAGGGGCUUUGUGAAGGCCAAUCCAGAAACGUAAUUUGUCCAAUUGGAACACAUGUCCUUCUUUGUGAUCCCACCCGUUGUAGACAAUGUCUCAGUACCACUGGCAGCAACAAAGGCACCACCUUGCUUAACAGUUGCUACAGUGUUCAGUCGAGCUUGACUAUGUCCUUUUUUGUCUUUUUUUUACUUGUCUGGCACCUUCUCAGUUGGUGGCGAUGUGAGCUAUCAGCGGCUGUGGACAAUCACACUGAUCUUGCAGCAGUUUCCCACUUCACAGUAUAGUCUAGGAGGCCAUUUUCUUUCUAUCUGGAGGCGAUUGUAUGGUUCUUCUUCCAGACCAUUACACUGUACAUUUUUAAAUAAACACCGGUGUUAUUAAAAUGUUUAAU